Messenger RNA from Stegastes partitus (bicolor damselfish), 5421 nucleotides. Its product is annotated as proteoglycan 4-like. The record is from RefSeq and is a predicted model, not a curated record. The coding region runs from base 1 to 5421 and encodes 1806 amino acids. NCBI's taxonomy places the organism in Eukaryota, Metazoa, Chordata, Actinopteri, Pomacentridae. The transcript has a single exon.
AUGAGGUUAACAGCACUGCGGGUAUGUGGGACCCUGCUGGCCUUCUCCAGUCUCUGUUGGAUCGCAGCAGACUCCGAGGAAGGACUCCUCCUGGGGGAUAAAGGAUUUGGGCCCUGCGCUGCAACGCUGAGACCCGACGGGCCGUGCAGACAGGAUGAGAGCUCCUGCCCUUACCUAUUCAGCCUGCCGCCGCUGACUGUUCAUUUGCCACAACAGCUCCAAGAGCUGGAGAAGAUCAUGAAGGACCUGCAGAAGCUGAAGGACAGCGUGGAUCAACUGAGGGAGCUGUGUGCAGACUGUACAGUAAGCCAAACUGAGAGAGAGUGUGGGAGGCAAAGGGAAAGAGAGAAUGAGAAGCUGAAUGAGGGUAAGGAUGGGUGUGAGGAUAAGAGGAACUGGAUGAAUGAGAGACUUCAAGAGAAUGACAGAGACUUUAGACAAGAGUUUGGAAAAGAUAGAGUUAAGGUGGACAAGACGGAAGGAGAUGGCGACUCAGACAACAGGCUGAUUCUGGAGGAGGAAGAAAGAGGAAAAUGGGAACCAGAAAGAGAGAGCGAUAGAGGAGUCAUAAAAGAAAAAGAGAAGGAAGGAACUCGGACAGAAGUGGCAGAAAAGGACGGAAAAACUCAGACAGAGGGGGCAAAAGGCAAGGACAAAUUAGGACAGACAAAGGUGCCAACUGCUGGUGGAAAUGAGAGAAAAGUCGAUAUAAUGAGGGAAAAGGUUGCUGACAAAAGCACCAGGGAGAGAGAGACAGACAAAAAGAAAGAAAACGCAGGAACAGAGAAUCAUAAGCAAUCGCAAGAAGAUAAGGAGAGUGGAAAAGAAAGAAAGGUGCAACCUCACGUGUGGCAAGAUGAAACAGAGGAAACCGAAAAAAACACCCAGACUGAAGGCAGUGAUAAAAUAAAGAUGUCUACGGGUCAUGGUGUGCAUACAAAUAAGGAGCAAGAGCAGGAAAUGGAAAAGGGAAUAAAAGUGCAGCAAAAUAAUGAGAAACCAAAACAGACCGAAAGCAUCAGGCGCACAGAAAAAGAGAGGACUAUAAAAGAGGGGGAGGUGGAGGAAGAGGAAAGGAAGACGGGAAAGGAGAUCAAGACAGAAGACGAAAAAACAGAGAAUGUGCAGAGAAACAGUGAUGGAGAGUUAUCAUCCAACAAAGCAAUUGAAAGGACAGACUUUGUUUCAAUCAGCCCAACUCCUCGGUCUAUCAUUAACAUAGCCUCAAGGCCUGACUCAAACAAAGCUACAAUCUUUACGUCAUCUCUUCCAUCUCUUUCUCUGCCCAGUUCCACUUUAGAUUUGAUCACAGAUGCAAGUCAUGAGGCAAUAACUGCUUAUGGACCAACCCAAAGCACAGGCCUCGGAGCAGCUGCUAUUUCUGAGCCCUCACAUCCUGAUGCAGAGUCUGAUACAACAACAGCCACAAUGAGCACGUUGGGUGGCCCUGGACGGCAGAAAACCAGUGCCACUACUAAACUCAACUCUGGAUCCAAGGUAAGGCCUGAGGCAGGCAUCCAGGGUCACAUUAGCUCAACUACAACCACCACAGCUCCUAAUCAGAAUUUACACAUAACGGCAUUCCCCGGAGUUACAGAUCACAACCGCUGGACAGCUAAAAAGAACAUCAGCACAAACCCCAAGGCUGGCGUGAAACCACUGCCAGGACAAGGACCAAGGUCUGGUGGAACACAUAAACCUGGAAUUAAGCCUGAAGCGGACCAAAAGCUGAAAAAUCCUAAGAAUGACCGUAAAUCCGACCAAGCUCCUAUUCCUGACAAAAAAACAAAACCCGACCAAAAGCAGAAGCCUUCUCUCUACAAACCCACGACUGACCAAUCCAAACCUGCCAACAACCCAGUACGAGGUAACAUGCCAAAACCCAACCAAAGAACGCCACCUGAUAUUUUACCAACUGAUCAAAAUCUGAAAAACAAUCCGAAACACAAACCUAAUCAAAACAAGUCACCUCUUCAAAAGCCAAAAUCUCCCAAAAAGCCUGUGACUCCCGUUCGGACACCUACAUCUCAUCGAAAUCCUCAAACUGUAAAUGCAACUCAUGCUGACAGACAUCCUCAAAUCAACCAAAAGCAGAAGCCUUCUCUCUACAAUCCCAAAACCAACCAAUCUAAACCCGCUAGCAAACCAGAACGAGACCAAAUUUCAGAACCUGAUCAAAGAACUUUGCCUGAUAUUUUAACAACUGAUCAAAAUCAGAAAAACACUCCAACAUCUAAAGGCGAUCAAGGCCGUAGACCUGAUCAAAACAAGUCACCUCUUCAAAGUCCGAAAUCUGACCAAAAGCCUGUCACACCUGUGUGGACACCUACAUCUCAUCAAAAUCCUCAAACUGUGAAUGCAACAAAUUCUGACAAACAUCCUCUUAUCGACCAAAAGCAGAAGCCUUCUCACUACAAACCCACAACUGACCAGUCCAAACCAGCCAGUGACCCAGAACAAGACCAAAUUCCAAAACCCGACCAAAGAACUCCCCCUGAUAAUUUACCAACUGAUGAAAAUCUGAAAAACACUCCAACCUCUAAAAAGGACCAAAACCAUAGACCUGAUCAAAACAAGUCACCUCUUCAAACCCCCAAAUCUCCCCAGAAGCCUGCGACACCUGUGUGGACACCUACAUCUCCUCGAAAACCUCAAACUGUGAACGCAACAACUUCUGACAAGCAUCCCCUAAUCCACCAAAAGCAGAAGCCUUCUCACUACAAACCCACAACUGACCAGUCCAAACCUGCCAGUGACCCAGAACAAGACCAAAUUCCAAAACCCGACCAAAGAACUCCACCUGAUGUUUUACCAACUGAUCAAAAUCAGAAAAAGAAUCCAAUUCCUAACAAUCAAGACCAUAGACCUGAUCAAAACAAGUUGCCAGAUAAAAAGCCAAAAUCUCAUGAAACACCUUUGGUUCCUGUCCAGAGACCUACAUCUAAUGAGAAACCUAAAACUGUAAACGUAACCCAUUCUGAUAAAAACCCUCUAAUCGACCAAAAGCAGAAGGCUUCUCCCUACAAACCCACAACUGACCGAUCCAAACCUGCCAACCAUCCAGAACAAGAUCAGAUUUCAAAACCUGAUCAAAGAACUCCACCUGAUAAUUUACCAACCGAUCAAAAUCUGAAAAAUAAUCCAAUACCUAAUCAAAACCAAGACCGUACUGAUCAAAACCCAAAAAUCAAUCAACCACCUAAACGCGACCAAGACCACACACCUGAUCAAAACAAGUCACCUCUUCCCAAUCCAAAAUCUCACCAAAAGCCUGUGACUCCUGAUCAGACACCUACAUCUCAUCAAAGACCUCAAACUGUGAAUGCAACCGAUUCUGACAAAAAUCCUCUAAUUAAGCAGAACCCUUCUCUUUACAAACCCACAACCAACCAAUCCAAACCUGCCAGUGACCCACAAGAAGAUCAUAUUUCAAAUCCUGACCAAAGGACUCCUCCUGAUCCUUCAACUGAUGAAAAUCAGAAAAAUCAAGACGGUAAACCUGAUCAAAACAAGUUACCUGAUCAAAAGCCAAAAUCUCAUGAAACACCUGUGGUUCCUGUCCAUGAGAAACCUAAAACUGUAAAUGCAACUUAUUCUGACAAACGUCCUCUAAUCGACCAAAAGCAGAAGCCUUCUCCCUAUAAACCCACAACUGACCGAUCCAAACCUGCCAACCACCCAGAACAAGAUCAGAUUUCAAAACCUGAUCAAAGAACUCCACCUAAUAUUUUACCAACCGAUCAAAAUCAGAAAAAUAAUCCAAUACCCAAACAAAAACAAGACCAUACACCUGAUCAGUCACCUGAUCAGUUGAACAAGUUACCUGUUGAAAAGCCAAACUCAAAGUCUGUGACUCCUGUCCAGAGACCUACAUCCCCUCAAAAUGUAAACGCAACCCAUUCUGACAAACAUCCUGUUAUCAAGCAAACACAUGAGUCUGAUGGAACCUCAAUUAUUAAUCAAAACUCAAAACCUGAGGAAAAACAUCCUGUCAAAUCUGACCAUGCUGAGUCAGAACAAAAACCGGCGAGAAAGCCAAACAAUAAGGAAACACAACCUGAUCAAAAGCUUGAACUAAAUCCAAAUAGAAAACCCGUCCAAGAGCCUGAAUCGAAAACAAGUGAAACAGAGAGUUUUACACCAAAACCUAACCAAAAGCCUCUCAUUGAGUCCAGGGUGAAAUCUGAUGUCAAUCCCUCAUUUGAGCCUAAAUCUAAUCAAGACUUAACACCUGGAAAGAAAAUUACACCAUAUCGAAAUAACACAUCCCCUGAUCAAAAGCCCAAACCCAGCCAGAAAUUCCCUAAAAUUAACCAAAAACCUAAACCUGGCCAAGUGCCUAAACCAAACCAAAAACAACCAAGGCCUGGGACAGAAAUAAAGACGAAACCAAAUGUAAAUCGUAAAAUUGACCAAGCACCACAAACCAAUCAGAGCCUUAACACACCCAGACCGGGCCAAAUCCCUAAUGUUAAUGCCAAGUCUGUGCCUGGUGCAGUCCCUGAAGCAAAGCCAGACAAAGCACCCAAACCCAGACCUCCCCCCCGAUACAGACCACCAGUCAGACCUGCAGUCAAGCCAGAAGCAACACCCAAUCAAAGGCCAAGACCAGCAGUGCAACCAAAGCCAAAUGCAAAGACCAAAACACAUUUAAAUCCAACUCGAAUCAGCUGGACUACUUCAGACGACGUCCAAAACUCUCAAACUGGCGUGCCACCUACAGCUGGCCCUGCAAAACAGAUUACUGAGGUGACUCAUUCCCCAGGGGACUCAGAGUUCAGUCCCAGCGUGAGGAAAACUAUCACUCUGGCUCCAAAGACCUCCAACAGUCUGGAAACAGGAGCCUCCCCUCACCUUCACACUCUGCCUGAGGACUUCACAACGAGCCCAAACAGCAGGAGUAUGUCUGAUCUGAGGCCACAAACAGCCAGUCAGCCACCAUCGAUCCCAAUGACAACAAGACCAAACAAAAUCAUGCGUAGGAUCCUCCCAAGUGUUAUCCCUAACAACAGGCCAAGUCUCGCCAAGCCAACUCUAACUCCCAAAUCUGACUCCAGCUUACAAGCUGAAAUAGUUCACAAUGUGGAGGAAACAGCACCUGCAGGCCCAGUCCCUUCCCCCAGUCCCCAAACUACCUCCACACUCAGCCCUGACUUCAGGUCAACAACCCCUGCCACCUCUGGCCCCGAGCCCCCGGCAGCAGAGUCUUCCACUCCCAGUGCACGUGAGCUUCGUGUGAAAAUCAACCAGGUGGCUGCUUUCCUCAAUAACAGCCUGAAUCCAAACGGAAGACCACCGCACAGGCAUCCGAAAGAGCAGCCCGAGGACACCCAGGGCGGCAGCAGGCCUGACAGGACAGACAGCAAAGUGCCAACACUGACACCUCCCAAAGGCAAGAGAUAUGAUUUUACAGUGAUCUAG